Messenger RNA from Moneuplotes crassus, 1131 nucleotides. Lineage: Eukaryota; Ciliophora; Spirotrichea; Euplotida; Euplotidae. The record is from the annotation of a GenBank genome assembly.
AUGGAGGAAGACUUUGAACCAGUCAUCAUUGACAACGGAAGUGGGAAGAUAAAGGCAGGGUUUGCUGAUUAUGAUGCACCCAAGAGUAUCUUCCCUACUGUCAUUGGAGUCCCCAAAUCUCCAGGAAUUCUAGUCGGAAUGGACCAAAAAGAUUUCUAUGUCGGAAAUGAAGCAAUCGAGAAAGCAAAAUAUUUAAAUAGCUAUUGGCCCAUAGAACAGGGAAGAAUUGUUGACCUUGAUAAAAUGAAAAAUGUCUGGGAGUACCUAAUGAAUGAUGAACUCAAGUUCUCUCCAGAAGAUCAUAAAAUAUUCAUGACUGAACCACCGAAGAAUGACAAGAAAAAUAGAUCAGACCUGACAAAGAUGAUGUUUGAGGAGUUUAAUGUUAAUAAGUUCUUCUUACAGACACAAGCAGUCCUUUCUCUUUUCGCAUCAGGAAUGACUACUGGAACAGUGGUUGACUGAGGAUAUGACAUCAGUCAUACUGUGCCUAUUUAUGAAGGGUUUGCACUUCCUCAAGCAAUUAAAGAAUUUAACAUCGCGGGAAAAGAACUGACUCUCUAUCUCAAAGAGGAACUUCUCAGGCUGAGCAAUUUUGAGUACACAGAAAGUAGUAAUAACUUGGAUGUUGUCAAUAGAAUUAAGGAAACCCAGUGAUAUGUUGCCCAAGACUUUGAUGCUGAACUCAAGAAUGCAUCAGACCAGCACUCUGCCAAGGUUGUGUACAAAUUGCCAAAAGGAGAAAUUGAACUAGACAAACAGAGGAUUGAGAUUCCAGAGCUUUUAUUCCAACCCUCUAAAAACGGAAAGACCUUUGAUGGUAUUCAUAAAUCUAGUUUCGACUCUAUUAUGAAAUGUGAUGCUGAUAUUAAAAGAGAUCUCUUCUCAGGAAUAGUUCUGGCAGGAGGAAGUACAAUGUUCGAAGGAAUGAAAGAAAGAAUGAAGAAGGAAAUCCAAGCCUUAGCACCAGCUCCAAAUACACCCGAAGUGCAAGCACCAGCAGAUAGGAAAUUCUCCUGCUGGCUUGGAGCUGCCAUUCUCUCCAAAAUAAAAUCAUUCGACAGCAUGUGGAUCGAUAAGGCAGAAUUCGAUGAGGACCCAGAAAAUAUAGUCCAUAGAAAAUGCUUCUAA